Molecule: messenger RNA, 5382 nt
Organism: Plasmodium malariae
Lineage: Eukaryota; Apicomplexa; Aconoidasida; Haemosporida; Plasmodiidae
Product: conserved Plasmodium protein, unknown function
Exons: 22
Coding region: 1-5382 (1793 amino acids)
Source: RefSeq, a predicted model, not a curated record
AUGUACGGCCUAGAAUUUUCCCCGUCAAUAGAAUUUAAUAAUUAUGAGGGAGGUGUAAAAGUAACAAAAAAGUUAAAUAUAAAAAAUACAACUAAGAAUAUAGUGAGGUUUCGAUUUUUAUUUCAAAUAAGUUCCUAUUUUACUUACCCAUUGCAAGAAAUAGAAAAUAUUAGUCCUGGUUUAAGUAAAAAUUAUUUCAUAAGUUUUCUGAACCCCUUAAAUGAUUUUCAAACAAUUUGUGAGACAUUAAAUAUAUUAAUAAUAGAAGACAAACAGAAAGAAAAAAAAAUAUCUAUAAAACUAACUGCUACUCCUUUAAAAUGUGAUGUAAUUUUUUCAUCGGUAUUAAACUUUAACGAAAUGGUAAUAAAGCAAAAAACUAUAGAAGAAAUGGAGAUAAAAAAUCAAGGUACAUUAAAUACUGUCAUCAAAUUAUCACAUAAAAAUAUAUCAAAAGACGAAAAAAAAAAAAUAAAAAUAAAAAUAGAACCAUCUCAAUUUAUUUUAAAAGCUAAUCAAAAACAGUCAAUACAUAUAAACAUAUAUUCAGAAGUACCUCGAAAAUAUAAGGAAUACAUAUCAUGUUCUAUCAUUGAAAUACCGAAACAAAUAGAAAAACAUGUUUUUUCUGAGGAAAUUGAUAAAUCAAAUAGGACUAUGAAUCCUUAUGAGAAUGAAGAGAAAACUAUAAAUGAUAUUAUUCAAAGAUUAAAUCAAGAAAAUGUACAAGUUCGUUUAAUAAAAAAAAAAAUUGAGAUGAAUUGGGUUUCUGUGCUACCACAAAUUAAUAUAUUAUGGAAAGAAAAUGGGGAAAUAUUUAAAAAAAGUAUAAUCAAUUUUGGUCAAAUAACUCUAGGUCAAAAAAUUACUAAAACCAUCAUCUUGCAGAAUCUCACAGGUGCUCCGAUUAAAGUCGAGGUUAAAAAGCACAAAGAAAAUAACAUUUUUACCAUUUUAAAUGAAAAGUUUACAAUGAAGGGAAAAACUAAUGAAGAAAUUAUUUUAAACAUAAACGGACACAGCCCCGUUAAUCAGUACACUGAGAUAAUUCAAUUUAAAGCAUGCAAUGAUUAUUGCAUAGAACUAUUUCUAAUUUGUGAAAUUAAAGAUAUAAAAUUGUAUUUCUCAAAAAUACUUUAUCAGUUUGAAAAUAUGAAAUUAGGAGAUACAGCUAAUGAUAAAAUUAUCAUACGAAAUGAAGAAAACAUAGAUCUAGAUGUAGAAUGUAUAAGCACAGGAUCAUUUUUUAAUAUAAACAAUAAAAGAUUUAUUAUAAAGAAAAAUAGUUUUUAUUCUAUAAAUUUAACAUGUGAUUGUAUUUACCCUAUAAAUGUUUAUAAAAGAUUGUAUUUUUUAGUUCACCUAAAUAAACAAAUCUUUUAUAUAGAUGUAAUCUGUAAUUUUUCUAUAAAUUAUAAAAUGUGUCCUCUUUCUAUGCAUCAUAUAUAUAGAUAUAAACAAUUAAUAUAUGAUAAACAAACCUUAUACAACUCUUAUUAUGAAAAAAAGGAAUAUAUCGAUAUUUGGGAUUUUCCAGUCGAAUAUGAUUCUUAUCAGGAUUCCUCAUAUGAAAUAUUAAAUGAAAUAAUGGACCUAAAUGAAAAGGAUGUAUUUGCAGUUCCUACGGAGUUAGAAGUUUUAGAAUUCGAAGAAAAGGAUUUAAUGAUCAUAAACAAAACACCAAUAGAAUAUACAUGCGUAUGGUCAAAUGCUUUAGGUGUAAAUAGAAAGAAAUCAAGUAUUUUUGUAGUAACACCUUCAGAAGCAAAACUGUUACCUUUCGGUUAUCUGAUAUUUAGAGUUAAAAACGUAAAAAGCCUAAAGGAAAAAUAUACUCGAGAAGUAUGCGAAUGCAUUGUAUUCCCUUCUAAUAACAAAGAUUAUACAAAGUGCAAUAGUAAAACAUUAUUACCACCCAUAUUUUUAUAUGUUACUGUUUACCAAUUCAAGAUCAAAUAUUUAUGUGAGACGGAAAAUGUAGCUCACAGUUUAUUUUUCUUUCCAAAACAUAUUUCAUUCUUAAACAUGAUUGAAGAAGAAAACACGUAUGCUAUUGCUAAAUUUGAAAAUAGCACCGAUAAUACCCAAAUCAUCGAUUUUACACAAUUCAAAAGUGAUGUUGAAAGCAUAAGAGUAUAUCCCCUGAUAAACUAUAUACCUAAAAAAAGUUUUUUAAAUGUAGUUAUUUUUUAUUCUCCAAAAAAAAGAGAAUUAGCUCAUUCAGAGAUAAAAGUAUACUACGUAGUAAACGGAAUUGAGAAAAAGUAUAUAUCUGUGUUUGUUUCACAUGAAAUAAAUAAUGUUGUGUUAAACAGAGAUGACCCCAAUAUAAAUUUACCCUACGUAAGCAUCGAGACAGAAAGCACUAAAAAAGUGCCAAUUGAAAACAUGACCGAGAGAAAUGUUUUAUGUUUGCUGAUUAAAGAAGACGCAGAUGAAAUUGUUAAUAUUACUAUAGAAGGAAAGAAAGAUAUUCCUGAACAAGAAAAAGACGAGGAUACUGAUGAAUUUGAAGACAAAGAAUCAAAUAUAAAUAAAGAAUCUAGCUCGCUUAUUAAUAAAGAAAAAAAAUAUAAUUUUUUCUUUUUUUGCUUACUACCUUUUGAAAAGAAAAAUUUACAUAUAUCAGCUUUUUCCGACUUUACUCUAAGUAAAUCUGUACCUUUACUUUUCACCUAUGCAUUAUAUAUAAAUGAUACAGAUAUGGAAAAUAAGUUUACAUAUUUAAAAAAAAAUAUGAGAGAUCAUAUGAAAAGUUGUAAGAAGUUCGUUAUUAACGUUAAUAUAAUAAAAUGUUCCCUGACACUCCACCCUAAAAUAAUUGAAAGCAAACCGAUAAUUUGCGGAAAACAAUAUAACGCAAAAAUAAGGAUACAUAAUGAACAUCCUGUGAAAGUGAACUUUAAGACUAAGGCUGAAAUUGUUCAAGUAGACAACUCAAAAGUUUUCGAUGAAGAGGAAAUUAAAGAGGCAGGAAAGGACAUAAUAAUGAAGAAGAAUGAAGACGUAAUAAAUGCCUUUUCAGAUAAAUAUUUCUAUGUUAGUUUUAAUACUAAGAGAAAGGGGCGUUUCAUUUACCGAUUUUUCACCAUUGUGGGAGAAAAAAAGUGUUCUGUUGAUAUAAUUGUUAACGUGGUUAUGCCUUAUUUUCAAAUUAUUGACAUAGACAAUUUUAAAACCCCAACAUCUAUAUAUUGGAAUAUGAUUUCUGCAGACAAAAUUAAUGAAUAUUUAAAAGAUAAUAUUUCCAAAGUAGACAUAGAAUACAAGAAAAACCAAGGGAUGCAGAAUAUGAAAAAGUUGUUCAAUCAAUUUAAUUAUAUAGAAUUUAACAUUGGAAAUAAUAUGCUAAAUGAAAUAACAAGAGUAAAUAUAGUUUUGUACAAUCCACUGGACACAUCACUAAACGUUCAGAUAAAUACUAUAAAAUCAUAUAUUCUUCCUAUUUUACCCCCUUAUGUCAAAAACCAAGAAGAAAAGCUAGCGCACAUUUUGUAUGUAGAUAGUACGUUUUGCAAUUUUAUGAGAUGCUUAGACAGUUGUGAGAUUAAUCCAACAAAAUUUAAAAUAAACAAAAAAGGCACAAAAAUAAUUACGUUGCUAUAUAAGAACAAAUAUAUUGGCUUUCAUAACAUGCCAUUAAUUAUUGAUGUGGAAAACGGAAAAGUAGUUCCCCUGAAUUUAUGCUCCUUAACUUUUCACCCUAAAGUUCCCCCUAUUUAUCUGAUGAAUAUAAAGGAUUUAAAUCACCACGUUUGGGGCUUACAAAAUGAGUGUAUCAUAAAUGUAGACCUAUUAAAUGAUAGUGAAUUAGAUAUAUUUUAUGAAAUUGAACAAAACGACAAUCUUAUAGUUUUAAAUCCUAAAGGAAUAAUUAAAAGGCGAAAAUAUAUUUCUCUCUUUAUAUUAAUUUCAAGAUUAUCACCAUCUAUAAUUAAUGAAACAUUGAUAAUGAAAUCGUACUUCAAACAUUUGCAGAAGGAUAUAGAGUUAAAUAAAAUACAAAUAGAGUUAAAGCUAAAUAGCACAUCAAAUGAUAUAUACAAAAAUGCAUAUAAGAAAAUUAACAUGUUCAAUAAUAAAUAUAUUAUGGAUUCUCAGAAUCAAAACAUUAAGACAAGCUGCUCACAUUUUCUCCCUUCUUAUUCGUACAUAUACGUUCAAAAUAAGUUGUUUUAUAUUUCUCCUAGUUCUAUUAGCAUUUUAUACGCCCCAACCAACUCCUUAAUCGAAAGGAUUGUUAUAAUAAAAAAUUAUUCACCUUUAAAAAGUUUAAAAUUCAAAAUAUCCAAUAAAAAUACGCUACCUGGAAAUAUUUUAAAAAUAUAUCCACAUAAAGGAAUUGUGGAAAGAGGUGAACAAACAAUUUUGCGGUUUAGUUUUAUUUUGAAUGAUAUAUUGUUAGACAUUGAAGGAAAUAUUCAAAUAGAGUUAAAGUUUAUAGAUGAUUAUUCUACCACGAAAAGUGAAAAUGGGAAUGUUAUGUGCAACGUAGAUGAUUCCUUUGAAACGAAUAUUGAGGAAAUAUAUGAAGACACGAGAGGAGAAAAAAAAAAAAAGGAUGCUGAAGAUAAGGUUUUAUCAAUAAAUGAAGUUAAAAAGGAGAAAAGAUUCGAUGAUGUGACUUUCUCACAUUCCCAAAAAAUAUUUGAAAAUAUUAAAAUGUUCAAAUAUACAUAUGACAACGUUAAUAGAGACAUGCUUCAAAAAGCAAUUAGGCGAUUGUAUGGAAUUAAAAAUGAGGACACGGUGAAAAAAGACAAUUUAAAAGAACCAAUUAAACAAGGAAUUAAAAAAUAUUCAAAGUAUUAUUUUUAUAUUCAUGUUAAGCUAUUUACAUGUAAUUGUGAUGAUGCAAUGACAAAAAAAAGUAAUUUUGAGAAUUUGAUUCAAACAAAUGUUUACCCAAAAUUAUUGUACUUCAAAAAGUACAUGCAUCUGCCUAUGCCAUUGGAGGACAAAUCAAAAAGAUUUUUUAAAAGACAUUAUUUUGAUUUCGACAAAUUGGAGAAACUGAAAAUUCAGAAUGAAAAGGAGAAAGAAGCCCAUUACAAGCAAAAAUUUAUAUAUCAGAAAAGGGACAUAUACUGUUGUAUGUUUUCGGAGAUGUUUAAAAGCAUAAUUAAAAAACAUAUUAAAAAGAACUUUAAACAACUUUUUGAUAUAAGCGCGUGCUCAAUACAAACUAUUGACAGUAUUUUAAAGGAAGAUUUAAUUGACACAAUAACAAGAAAUAAAAAGAUGGAUUUAAUUUCUCAAGUGGAAUGUGAUUACUCAUUUUUGAAGCCGACGAUUUUAUCCCAUAUUUUUUCACAUAUAUUUUCAGAUAUUAUUAAUAAUCUAAUAAACGAAAAAAUUAUGCUUGAAAAAAAGUUCGAUUGA